Messenger RNA from Aureobasidium musti, 4824 nucleotides. The record is from the annotation of a GenBank genome assembly. Lineage: Eukaryota; Fungi; Ascomycota; Dothideomycetes; Dothideales; Saccotheciaceae.
AUGGGUCAAGGUUAUUCCAUCAACGUUUCUGCUGGCUCAGCUGGUAUUGAUGUUCCUGAACUUGCCGAUCUCGAGACAGAGAGGAGUCUAGGUGCUGUGCGGUUCAUGAAAACGAUCCGCGCAAGACACAAAGAUGGACUCGUGAUUGCCAAGGUCUUCAUCAAGCCAUACCCCAACUUGAAGCUCGAGGACUACUCGCGAAAGUUGUUUUACCAGAGGAGAGAGCUCACAGACGUACCGAACACUUUGCCUUACCACCGCAUCAUCGAAACCGCAACAAAUGGCUACCUUGUCCGCCAAUAUAUCCACAGCUCUCUCUAUGACAGGAUCAGCACUAACCCAUCGCUUGAGGAUAUCGAGAGGAAGUGGAUCGCAUACCAGCUUUUGUGUGCUGUCAGAGAGUCACAUGCGAAGAACAUCUGCCAUGGAGACAUCAAGACCGAGAACAUGCUUGUGACAACCUGGAAUUGGCUAUACCUGACUGACUUCUCCACUGCGUUCAAGCCUGGUCGCUUACCUGAGAACAACCCCGCAACAUUCUCCAUCUUCUUCGAUACCACUGGCCGUCGCAUCUGUUAUGUUGCGCCUGAGCGAUUUGUAGACGAUGAGCAACUCAGAGAACAUGAGCCAAACCCGCAGGAUGACGAUUACGAGAGAAAGAAUAGAGAGACAUGGCAUGAAGUCACCUGGCCAAUGGAUAUCUUCAGUGUAGGAUGUGUCAUUGCCGAGCUCUUCACCGAAAAACCCACCUUCACACUCAGUCAGCUGUUCAAAUAUCGCAGAGGAGACUAUGAUCCGACACACACGACCUUGAACAACAUCAAGGAUGAAAACAUCCGAGAGAUGGUUGCUCACAUGAUUCAGCUUGAUCCAGCAAAACGCUAUAGCGCCGAGGAUUACUUACAGUUCUGGCGAGGCAAGUGCUUCCCAGACUACUUCUACACAUUCUUGCAUCAGUACAUGCAUCUCAUCACAGAUCCGACGUCCGGUAGAAAACCAGUUGUGGUUGGAGCAAAGAAUUCGGGAGGAUCAGAUGAUCGCAUCGAGCGCAUCAACGCCGAUUUUGACAAGAUCUCGUACUUCCUAGGAUUCUCCGACGUGAACAAGCUCGAAAAGUCCACUCGUGCACCUAUCACCUCAGGUCUGGAUUUGUUCCCACUCCAGGUGGACUUGCCAAACAACAGGCAUGAUGCAGCAGACCGUGCUGGGAGUGUUCAAGACAACGGCGCUCUUCUCUUCNNCCUCAAUGUUGUGAUUUCGGCCUUGCGAACAACUGCUCGCGCCAGCUCCAAGAUCAGAGGUUGCGAACUACUCCUGGCUCUAGGCGAAAGAUUAACCGACGAAGCAAAGCUCGAUCGCGUGCUGCCAUAUGCUAUUGCUCUGCUGGAGGACGAGUCAGAGAAUGUUAGAAUGGCUGCUCUGAGGACCAUCACACAGCUUUUGGCCAUCGUCACUGUUCUGUCACCAAUGAACGUCUUCAUAUUCCCCAACUACCUGCUACCUCGCCUGCAGAAGUUUGUUGCAAGUCCUAUGUUCCGUAAAUCAGGACCAUUGAGAGCGACAUAUGCAACUUGUCUUGCAAGUUUAGCUACAACAGCUGCCAGAUUUCUAGACAUGAUGCAAGCAUUGCGCGCCGAUGGUUCUUUACCCUCAACAGAUCCAGAAGCAGAGGACGAUAUCACUUCAUACGCUGCCUACCAAAACACCUAUGACACAACUCGCGAAGACCUCAUCCAGCAUUUCGAAGCGCAGACCAAGCUCUUCCUGCAAGACGAUGACUCCUCUGUCAAGAGAGCUUUCCUAGGCUCUGUCACCAACCUUUGCGUGUUCUUCGGCGAGACCAUUGCAAGUGAUCUGAUCCUUACUCAUUUGAACACAUAUCUUAAUGAUGAGGACUGGACGUUGAAGUGUGCUUUCUUCGAGACUAUAGUUGGUGUUGCUGCCUUCAUUGGCGGACCAAGUUUGGAAGAUUUCAUACUUCCGCUAAUGAUACAGGCAUUGACUGAUCCUGAAGAAACCGUGACUGAACAGGUGAUAAGAUCCCUGUCAAGCAUGGCACAUCUCGGACUGUUCCAGCGGUGGACGACUGUUGAGCUGGUACUUAUCGUGUCUCGUUUCACUCUACAUCCAAAUGUAUGGAUUCGUGAAGCAGCGGUCCAGUUUAUCGAAGCAUCGUCGACCCAUGUUUCUGAUGCAGAUGUCUGGAGCAUGAUAAUGCCGCUGCUGCAGCCUGUUUUGAAGAUGCCAUCAGCUGGUCUCUCCGAAUUUGAGCUUCUGGAUGCUCUUCAAAAGCCAUUCCCUCGACCAGCAUAUGACCUAGCAAAGACAUGGGCAGAAAAGGCGGACAAGAGCCUUUUCUGGAAACAUGCACAACAAGUUAAGAGUUUCUCUUUCGAAGCAGGCAGUAACAAAACUCUGACCGACUUUUACCAUGACGGCGAUUCUCGUGUCCUGAGCAAAGCAAUGAAGAACGAGGACGAUGAACAAUGGCUUGCAAAACUUCGCGUUGCUGGCAUGCGCACUGAAGACGAGCCCAAACUUCUCGCGCUAAGGGAUUAUAUCUGGCGUACGACCAUGCGCUCUGAUAAAGAGGUCACCAAGCAGAACGACUCUCAACUUAACCAGAUUGUUUCCUUGAGUGCCAUACAAGUACCCUUGCAGAAUGUCUUCUUUGAAGCAGAAACUGUUUCUUACCAAUCGUACCACCCUCAAACAAAUCUCACGCAGCCAACCGUCAAAACAUCACUCGAGGAAGCUCUACGUGAUGCUGCCACACCUGCAGAGCGAGAUGCUAAGAAUCUGUUCAACCCAGCAAGAGGCAAGCCAUACCCAACGCAGCAAGCGCCAAGCACACCUGGACAAUCAGAAGGCUCUCGGGCUCAAGCUACGCCCAUCAACGGCAAGACACCUAGUCAUCGUAAGCAGAUGGUAAGUAUUGAUGCCCCUACGCACCUGUCGACAUCUCCGGCUUCCACCAUGUCUAUGAGAAGUGGACAUAACCAUGUGCUUCACUCAAAAUCGAGCGCGAUGAACCUCAUGAAACGCACAGAACAGACGAAGGCAUAUGCAGAAACGGGUACUGACUCGAUCAACGCUGUUGGUAAACUCGACGUUCCUGCAAAUCAAGCCUCUGCUGCGCCUUCACCAUCUGGCCAAGCUACACCCACUCCACGUCCAGCGCGGCCUAAGAUCUCAGCAACACACUCUUAUCAUGGUGGUGAUCCAACGGUCUUGAAGCUGCUAGACUCGGUGUACACUGGAGGCAAUCCUGGCAGUGAUCGUGAGUUUGGCCCUAGAGUCUCGACACGCCCUCGUGCUCGCAUGGCAACCAAGAAUGCGCCCAACCAGCAAGCGCAAGGUUACUGGAAGCCAGAGGGACAAUUGACUGCGGUUCUCGAAGAGCAUGAAGCACAAGUCAAUUGCAUCGCUGUGUCACCAGAUCAGGUAUUCUUCUUGACUGGUUCAGAGGAUGGCUCAGUAAGAGUCUGGGAUACUAGUCGCUUCGAACGCAAUAUGGCGUAUAGAUCGCGUCAAGCUCACAGGCAUGCUUCUGGCGCAUCAAUAACCAGCAUUUGCUUCGUAGAGUCUACACAUAGUUUCAUCUCGACAGCGUCAGAUGGAACGGUCGACAUUGUCAAGGUAGAGGUGACCGAAGCAAAUGGUUCACUACGCUAUGGCAAACUCCAAGUCUUGCGCAGCUGGCAGAUACCUACUAAGCCUGGACAGAAAGAGUAUGCCAUCGGUGUCGAGCACGGAAAGACAGAUGGUAGAUCAGUGUGUGUCAUAGUCACAAACCUCUGCCGCAUCCUGUUCAUCGACAUCUACUCGAUGGAAGUCAUGUAUGAGCUUGUCAAUCCGAUACAGCAUGGCACACCGACGACAUUUUGCAUAUCAAAACGAUGGCAGUGGCUUCUGGUGGGCACCUCUCACGGUGUUCUCGACAUCUGGGAUCUUCGUUUCCGUCUUCGACUUCGUGCAUGGACGGUACCACGUCCGGCACCUAUCACACGACUUACGCUCCAUCCGAGCAGGAAGGACAGCAAGCGAGUGAAGAUCUGCGUUGCUGGUCUGACAUCUCCAAGUCACGUAUCUGUAUGGGAUCUGGAAAAGCUGGUCUGCAUUGAAGUGUAUCACAUCGAUCAGACUGAUGGUAGUAGCUCACUGAAAGCAAGAGACUUCGAACUUCUGAACGUAGACGAAGACAAGUCUGGCGCCAUGCCAUCUCGCAUCCUCGGAUCUCUCGCGACAGACUCGCACCUUAGCGCUCGCCCUUCUGAUAAUGGUAAGGACAGAUCAGGUAGAGGCUCGGGCGGUAGUGCGGGUGCUGUCAAAGCAUUCAUCAUGUCAAUGCACACUUCGCCUGAUAGCUCAGAACCCCGACAUCCCUUCCUCGUUACCACAGGACCAGACUGGAAGAUCCGCUUCUGGGACACGGAUCGCAUUGCCUCAUCCAUGAUUGUCAACGACAAAGAUGACAAAGCCAGCUACACAGCCUCCAAAUUCGGCAAUGAUAUUUCCGUCUACACAGAGCAAAGUCUCAGUGAUAGCGCUUCUGAGAACAAAGGCUCUUCAAGCCCAGCUCCCAAUCGGGCAGGUACCACCUCACCUAUGUCCAACGACGCAGACAGUGAAAGAGGCAGCACAUCAAAGAGAAAGAAGGAAAGCAGAGAAGGCAAGGUUGCUAGAUAUGAAGUCAUUCGCAAGUCGGCGAAUCAGUUACUCAAGGGCCACAAGGAUACCGUUACUGCUGUUGCUUUGCUAGAGUAUCCUUUUGGCAUGAUCAUUUCUGCCGAUCGCUCUGGUGCUGUGUACAUCUUUAGAUGA